AUGGCAUCCGACAACAAAAUGGGUCGUUGGGGUGCCAUAAGUUAUGUAAUGGGAAAUAUUGUAGGCGCAGGAAUUUUUAUUGCACCCACAGCUAUAUCUAAUCAAGUUGGAUCAGUUAGAAUGUCGCUCAUAAUUUGGGUACUGUCGGCAGUAAUUUGUACAAUUGGGGGCUUUUGUUACUUGGAAUUGGGUACAAUUGUUAAGAGAUCUGGAGGAGAUUUUGCAUAUCUUUGUUUUGUAAAAUGGUUGUCCUAUAAAAUAAAGUCCUAUAAUAUAAAAAUAUUUAGGCAUUUGAUUGCCUUCAUGUUUAUGGUCUCUGGUUGCGUGAUCGUUUAUCCCAUGCAGGUACAUAAUCUGAUAAAAAUUUUGGAUUUGUCAUUAAAUUUUCCUAACGAAUUUGAAGACAAAUUUAGUAUAUUUAGCCCUUUUCUCAAUGCAGUUAGCAAUUGCAGCGAGUGCUUCGGGAGAAUACAUUGUUCAGGCAUUCCAGUUUUGUAA
Messenger RNA from Meloidogyne enterolobii, 498 nucleotides. Lineage: Eukaryota; Metazoa; Nematoda; Chromadorea; Rhabditida; Meloidogynidae. The record is from the annotation of a GenBank genome assembly.